Penaeus monodon (black tiger shrimp) is the source of this 1599-nucleotide messenger RNA. Its product is annotated as general transcription factor II-I repeat domain-containing protein 2-like. The transcript is spliced from 3 exons. NCBI's taxonomy places the organism in Eukaryota, Metazoa, Arthropoda, Malacostraca, Decapoda, Penaeidae. The record is from RefSeq and is a predicted model, not a curated record. Bases 1 to 1599 code for a protein of 532 amino acids.
AUGUCUCUGUCAAAAAAGAGAAAAGUGGACACACAGGUUUCAGUGCUGAAAGAAUAUAACCUUCGACGCCACUAUGAGACUCUUCAUGCCGAAAAAUACAAAAACUUGCAAGGACAGCAGAGACUAGAGAAGGUAAAUGAACUUUUAACGGCUCUGAAGAAGCAGCAGUCUGUGUUUUCUCGUAGCCGAGAAAUAAGUGAUGCUGCAGUGAAAGCCAGCUACCUUAUUGCUAAUGAAAUUGCACUGGCUUCAAAACCAUUUAGUGAGGAUGAAUUUGUGAAGACAUGCAUGCUGAAGGCUGCACAGACUGUGUGCCCUGAUAAGCGUCAGGCUUUUGAAAAUAUCAGCCUGACAAGAAACACAGUUGCAGACAGGAUUUCUGAUCUUGCGGAGGAUUUGGACAGCCAAUUGAAGCGCAAAGUAAAGUCAUUUAUUGUGUUUUCAGUUGCAAUCGAUGAAAGCAAGGACAUUACAGAUGUUGCGCAACUGGCGAUAUUCAUCCGCGGAGUUGAUGACACUUUGACCAUCACCGAGGAGUUCGUGGAGUUGGUGCCAAUGACGGACACCACAACAGCAGCUGAUAUUUUCACCGCCCUCGUCGGAGCGCUGGACAGGGCUGGAGUGGACUGGUCUCGCACUGUCAGCCUGGCUACAGAUGGUGCACCUUCAAUGACCGGGAGAAAAGUAGGUGUUGGGACAAAAUUCAGAGAGAAGGUGCAGGCUGCAAAUGGAGGACAUGAUUUUUGGACUUUUCAUUGUAUUUUGCAUCAGGAGGCAUUGUGUUGCAAGUCAUUGAAGAUGAAUAAUGUCAUGGAGUUGGUCGUCCGAACUGUAAAUUUCAUCCGAUCCAGAGGCCUGAAUCAUCGUCACUUUGACAGCCUUCUCAGAGAGAAAGACCACAACUAUGGCCUGCCAUACCACACCGAGGACCUUGCAUUUAUGGUGGAUGUUACAGAACACCUGAAUAACUUGAACAAAAUGCUGCAAGGGUGCACCAAAGUUGUCACGCAGUACUAUGACAGCAUAUGUGAGUUCAAAUUGAAGCUGUCAUUGUGGGAGACACAACUCGCGGGUGGUGAUGCUGCUCACUUUCCUUGUCUGAAAGAUGUGUGCGCGACCCAACAUGCCGCAGACAUGAGGCGGUUUAAAGAUAAAAUAACAGGACUAUUGCGGGAUUUUGAGCAACGCUUCCAGAUUUUUGGUGAACUGGAGAAAGACUUCAAAUUUUUUUGCUCGCCAUUCAGCGUGAAUGCCUCUGAUCUGCCCGUCAACAUCCAACUAGAAAUAAUAGACUUGCAGUGUGACUCAGAUUUGAAGGGCAAGUUUGCGGCAGCUGGCUUGGACACGUUUUACCAGCAUCUCUUGCCAGGUUACCCCAGCUUGACAGCCCUUGUUGCAAAAGUGUUGUGCAUGUUUGGAAUCACAUAUCUUUGUAAGCAAGUAUUCUCUGUAAUGAACAUCAACAAAACAAAGCUGCGCUCAAGGCUCACGCACAAGCACUUGAAUGACAUCCUGAAACUGGCUGCCACUCAGGAUGUGAUGCCUAAUAUUGAUGCACUUGUGAAAGCUAAAAGAUGCCAGGUUUCAGGAGUAAAAUAA